GCCCGAAACCUGAUAUCUCUUAUCAUCAUAGAAAUAAUCACUGUCGCUUAAUAUAUAAAUAACGUAUAUAUCCUUGAUCUAUUCAAAAUAUUCGACGAUCCAUUACAUUCGAGAUGUUUUUGUUUGUGUUCUAUGUUUCGGUGGCACUUGUUGCAUUGUCACUUGCUUACUGGUAUUAUUUACAGUACAAGUUUAGGGCAUUGAAAGAUAUACCUGGGCCAAAACCGAUUCCCUUUUUGGGAAAUGUUAUGCCAGGAAGUCUGAAGGGAAUUUUAGACUUCAUGGUUAAAUUACAUGAAACAUACGGGGAGAACGUGAAGCUAUGGACAGGGCCCAAACUUCGGGUGCUAAUAACAAAUCCAGAUGAUGUGGAGAAGAUUCUGUCCUCCCAGAUUCAUUUAACUAAAAGUUCCACUUUCGAUUUGCUCAAGGUUUGGUUAGGUGAAGGUGUAUUGGUGCAAGGUGGAUCUGUGUGGAAGAAAACACGCAGGAUGUUAACACCUUCAUUUCACUUUAAAAUACUGGAGAAUUUUAUGACUACUUUUAAUCAAUCUAGUACGAACUUAGUUAAGAAAUUGGAUGAGGUCGCUGGUAAACCUUCUGUUGAUAUUUAUAAACUGGUAACACUACACACAUUGGAUGUUAUUUGUGAAACUUCUAUGGGUUUCAAAUUAAAUGCGUUGGACGAGUCAUCAGAAAAUGAAUACGUAAAAUGGAAUUCAAAAAUGUUAAAACUUUUAAGUGAAAGAGUUUUUUCUGUUUGGAAGAUGAACGAAUUUCUAUUCACCACAUUCGCCAGCUCUAGAGAUGUAUACAGAAAAGCCAUCGAGGUAACACAAAAUCUUUCCAGAACUGUUAUUCAGAACAGACUGAAGAAGUUAGAAGAAGAAGGUGGUAAAAUAAAUUUGCCAGAAGAUGAAAUUGGGAUAAAAUCCAAAGUUGCAUUGAUUGAUACUUUAGUUAACCCUGCUAACAAUUUAACACCAGAGCAAAUAAGAUCUGAGAUUGAUACCUUUAUGUUUGCUGGACACGACACUACAGCUUCGUCAAUUUCUUUUACACUCUAUGAAAUAGCCAGACACCCAGACAUUCAACAAAAAUUGUACGAAGAAAUUGUAUCAGUAAUCGGUUUAGAUGAUGUGGAAAUGACCACAAGUCAACUGCAUGAUUUAAAAUACAUGGAAAUGGUUAUCAAGGAAUCGUUAAGGGUCCAUUCUCCCAUUAUUAUGGUUGAAAGGUGUUUAACUGAACCAUUCGAAAUAGGCAAUAUCACAUACCCAACUGGAACAAUUUUGACUCCAUUUUUAUACGCCAUGCACAUGGACAAAAAUCUUUAUCCGGAUCCUUACAAGUUUGAUCCGGAGCGAUUCUCACCAGAUAAUUGUGCAAAAAGACACAAAUUCGCAUUUGUUCCAUUUAGUGCUGGACCAAGAAAUUGUAUUGGUCAGAGAUAUGCCAUUUUUGAAAUGAAGACAACUAUUUUAAAGAUCUUGCAAAACUUUGAGCUCUCACCAGUUCCAGGACAUCAGUUAAAACACGCAUUUACUGGUAUUUUAAAAUCUGAAAACGGAAUAUUAUUAAGACUGAAAAGAAGAGAAUAUUAAAUUAGUAUUUUAAUUAUAUAUUUAUUUAGUAGAAGUUAAUUAAAAAACUGACACAGAAUAUACAAACAUUACAUGAAGUUGAAACUUGUUUGGUCGAAACUAGUUCAUAAUUAAUGAUAUUUACUUACUUUUGAUUUAAAUAAUUAAUAAAUAUUUAGUGUAAACCUUACAAUAUAUAUUUUAUUCAUGUAUAUUUAUUUCUAAUUAAA
Molecule: messenger RNA, 1813 nt
Organism: Aethina tumida (small hive beetle)
Lineage: Eukaryota; Metazoa; Arthropoda; Insecta; Coleoptera; Nitidulidae
Product: cytochrome P450 4d2-like
Exons: 5
Coding region: 114-1604 (496 amino acids)
Molecular function (GO): heme binding; iron ion binding; monooxygenase activity
Source: RefSeq, a predicted model, not a curated record